AUUCGACAGCAAAAACAUGAAGUCUGAAAACAUCAGGAGGGGUGAAAGAUGAGUGUCAAUGGAUGCCAGCAUCUGAAAAGUUACAAAGCAACAAAAGGAACCGAAUCUUUUAGAAUCAUCCAUUCUUUUUUCAUCGCCUGCUCAUCAGCUGAUGCCAGGCGACGAAAGGCUUUUUCCUGUGUGUGUCACACGUGUCGCCAGAACAAGACAACACUUCACCAGAAACGACUUCAUGCCUGCCUCUACUGUGUCUACUUCGGAUGUUACAAUGCUCAUCACAUACAGGAGCAUGCAAAAGCCAAGAAACACAAUCUAGCUAUUGACAUGGUGUAUGGCACAAUCUACUGCUUUGGGUGUGCAGACUAUGUCUACGACAGAGAGCUGGAAGAUAUGGCAUCAAAACAUAUUAAGUCUUCAGCCAUAUCCCUGGGUUUGAAGAGUUUCUUUAGCCCUUGGCACCCCACUGAUGAGGAAGUCAGCCUGCUGUCCACUAAUCCAAAGCGGCGCAAAGUUGAAGAAAAGUCAACAAUAGGUUUACGAGGUCUUAUCAACCUGGGAAAUACUUGUUUCAUGAAUUGUAUAGUGCAGGCACUAACACACACUCCAAUUCUUCGGGACUAUUUUUUGUCAGAGCAGCACAUUUGUCAAGCGUCGAGCAACUCAAAACAGUGUCUCGUGUGUGAGAUGUCUCGCUUGUUUCAGGAGUUCUACUCCGGUCUGCGAACCCCUCACAUACCAUUCAAACUGCUGCACUUGGUGUGGACCAACGCUCGGCACCUGGCAGGCUACGAACAGCAGGACGCCCACGAGUUCCUCAUAGCCGCGCUUGAUGUUCUACACAGACACUGCAAGGCUACCAACACUGUGAGUUACAACAAUCCUCACCACUGUAACUGCAUCAUUGAUCAAAUAUUUACGGGUGGCCUACAGUCGGACGUGACUUGUAAAGAGUGCAAUAAUGUUUCCACAACGAUUGAUCCUAUCUGGGAUAUAUCUCUGGACCUGGGGCCCGGCCCACCUUCGCCAUCUGGACUUAACGUGGCAAAUCUUUCCCCGGCAUCGGGGUUUACAAACAGUCCAAGCAACUAUGAACCUACCUCACUUGUGGAAUGUUUGAAAAGAUUUACUAAGCCAGAGCACCUGGGAAGUGCUGCUAAGAUAAAAUGUGGGAAAUGUCACAGCUAUCAAGAGUCAACAAAACAGCUCACCAUGAAGAAACUACCUGUGGUUGCCUGCUUCCAUCUAAAGCGUUUUGAGCAUUCCACUGGCUACCACAAGAAGAUCUCAACGUUUGUGUCAUUCCCGGAGGAGUUGGACAUGACGCCGUUCAUGUCGUCUUCUCGCAACAACAGCAACGGAUACUUGAAUCAGAUUGUCCAAGAGUCUGCCCGCAGUCUUUCAUGUGAAAACAAUUUGCCUCUCAGAUAUUCCUUGUUUGCGGUGGUGAACCACAGCGGCACGAUUGGCUCGGGGCACUACACAUGCUACAUCCGGUUACACCACAACCAGUGGUACAAGUGUGACGACCACAUGAUCACUCAGGCCACACAACAAGAGGUGCUCAAUAGUGAAGGAUACCUACUGUUCUAUCACAAGCAGAUCCUUCUCUAUGAGUGACAGGCUUUCAACAAAGACAAAACUUGCUCAAAUCAAAUUUCAGGUCGAAUCAAAUCGGAUGCACAACAAACGGGAUACUUUGCCUUGUGGGUAAAUCUGAUUUCUGUCUCCGUACAAAUAUACAUGUGUACUUGCUGUGGGCAUUGGCCUGAUUGGAACACUUGCUGAGGAGGGGAGUGUUCUUAUUGAGGGAUUGUGAAACUCUUGUGUCAUCUCGAGUUUACAUAUUUUUUGUAGAGCAAAGGUUUCCAUAGUUGACAUGAGAUGAUGCCAGUUUAUUUACAACAAAUCGGUGUGCUCUAGUAGUGUCGUUGAAACAAAACAAACUUUAACUUUGUUUAAACUUUUCAAUAUUUAAAAUUAUUCUCCAUCUUUAUAAGAAUACUUUUUUAGCUCAGGAAUAUCCUUUCUCCAUAAAAAUAGUAUUAUUUGAUGAAAAUUUAUUUAGAAAUUGUCUCACCAUCAGAGAAUUUACUAGGUAUUUAUGCUAUAUCGAGGACAUUGCAAAUACACGUAGUUAACUUUUAGUGAGCGAAAUGUAAUUUGAGAAAGUAUGCAACACUAAACUUUGCUUAGGAAUCUGUAUUGAUCAGGGGGCAAGAUUUAGCUCAGUCGGUUGAGUGCUCGCUUUAGGCGCAGAAUCAAACCACCUCGGGUGGAUCCAUUCAGCUGAUUGUUGUUUUUUUCUCAUUCCAACCAGUGCACCACAA
Messenger RNA from Gigantopelta aegis, 2327 nucleotides. RefSeq names its product ubiquitin carboxyl-terminal hydrolase 22-like. Bases 49 to 1617 code for a protein of 522 amino acids. The record is from RefSeq and is a predicted model, not a curated record. Lineage: Eukaryota; Metazoa; Mollusca; Gastropoda; Neomphalida; Peltospiridae. Gene Ontology annotation, molecular function: zinc ion binding; cysteine-type deubiquitinase activity. The transcript has 13 exons. Gene Ontology annotation, biological process: protein deubiquitination.